ACCCAUUCUCCAUUAUUUUAUUUCCCCACCUUGCGGAACUCAUCAUCUCAUCAACACACGGCUUCCAAGCUAACUCUCUUUUUUUAACUUUUCUUUGUUGUUUGUUUUUUACUUUUAACAAUUUAAUCGUUGAAUGUUUCCUCAAGUGGAUGAAAUUCAAUUUAUCAUUUUGUUUUUUUCAGAAUGAUUCUGUGUUUUGCAAUGAACAGAUCUACAUCGGCUUGGCUUACAUAGCCAAGACAACGAAAUCAUUAUCAUGUCAUGUUAAUGUAUCUUGAAUGUUUGAACCACCACUAAUUCACCACACACAUAUAUAAUAAUAUAAACGAAAAAGUAAAAAUAAGUGCAUUAUUGAAAUUUGCCUUUAAGUAAAGCUACAAAUUAAGCACCAAAACCCUGUGAUGCUCAUCAAUCAAUAUGGAUGUUGAGAAACUCUUUCACAUGACAGGAGGCAUUGGAGACCAUAGCUACGCUAAGAAUUCUUCGCUUCAGAAGAAAGCAUCUGAUAUGGUCAAGCACAUAACCAUUGAGGCAAUACAAGAAGUUUAUCUAAAACUAGCACCAAAGAGCUUCGGCAUAGCUGAUUUAGGUUGCUCUUCUGGACCCAACACAUUAUCAAUCAUCAAAGAUAUUGUGGAAGCCAUUGAAGCAGUGAGUUGUAAGAUGAUGAGCCCACCAGCAACAGAAUUCAGAGUUUACCUUAAUGAUCUUCCAACAAAUGAUUUCAAUUCAGUGUUUAGGUCCCUGCCUGAUUUCUAUAAAGAACUUAAGAAACAAAGAAAUGGUGGGUCUCCUUCCCUUUUCAUUGCAGGCUAUCCUGGUUCUUUUUAUGGAAGAAUUUUCCCCAACAAUUGCUUGCACUUUGUUUACUCAUCUUUCAGCUUGCACUGGCUUUCUCAGAUUCCAGCAGGGCUUUAUGAUGAGCAAGGAAGAUCCAUAAAUAAAGGGAAAGUCUACAUUUCUGAAUGCAGUCCUGCAGUUGUGUCCCAAGCUUACUUUAAGCAAUUCCAGGAGGACUUCUCCAUGUUCCUUGGAUCACGAUCCCGAGAAUUAACUGCUGGAGGUUGUAUGGUUUUGAUUUUGCUUGGAAGAAUAGGUCCAGAUCAUGUUGAUCGAGGCAAUUCAUUCUUCUGGGAACUUCUUUCAAGAUCUCUUGCCAUUUUGGUUUCUCAGGGACAAAUAGAGAAGGAAAAGCUUGACUCUUAUGAUGCGAAUUUCUAUGCACCAUCCAAAGAGGAAAUAGAAGGUGAGAUAAGAAGAGAAGGGUCUUUUGAAUUGGUUCGAUUUGAGAUGUUCGAAACUGACAAGGUUACCAGAAACUACGGAGCUGAUGUUGCAAUGACUGUUAGGGCUGUCCAAGAAUCUAUGAUCUCCCACCAUUUUGGACAUCAGAUUUUAGACCCUUUGUUUGAGAUCUAUGCAAGUCUGGUUGAUGAAGAGAUUGUUCAACAAGAUAUUAAUCCCAUUCAAUUUGCUUUGGUUCUUAGAAAAUUAUAAAUACACUAUAAUUUGUCUUUAACUUUUAUAAAUAUUAUAUAUUUCAAUUUUUUUAAAGAUUAUUAUUAAAUUAAUCAUUUUGUUAGGAUUAAAUAUUUACCCAUUAGUAUAUGAAGUUUAAGGGUUUAGAGUA
This is a messenger RNA of Manihot esculenta (cassava), 1630 nucleotides long. Its product is annotated as probable methyltransferase TCM_000336. The transcript is spliced from 4 exons. NCBI's taxonomy places the organism in Eukaryota, Viridiplantae, Streptophyta, Magnoliopsida, Malpighiales, Euphorbiaceae. The record is from RefSeq and is a predicted model, not a curated record. Gene Ontology annotation, molecular function: S-adenosylmethionine-dependent methyltransferase activity. Gene Ontology annotation, biological process: methylation. The coding region runs from base 418 to 1497 and encodes 359 amino acids.